This is a messenger RNA of Onychomys torridus (southern grasshopper mouse), 3346 nucleotides long. It is a transcript of the gene Fam219b, whose product is annotated as family with sequence similarity 219 member B. Bases 592 to 1176 code for a protein of 194 amino acids. The transcript has 5 exons. The record is from RefSeq and is a predicted model, not a curated record. Lineage: Eukaryota; Metazoa; Chordata; Mammalia; Rodentia; Cricetidae.
GGCCCUCCCUCCUACUUCCUGUGUGUUUCUCUAUUCCUUUUCCUGACUCCCUCUCUCUAUGACCACUUCCUGUCAGCUAGUUGCUAACUCCACCUCUUGACCCAAGGUUUCAUUUAAUUAGUGCAAACUCGGGAUUCACAAUGUGGUCAGAUAACUUUCAACAGAUCCUGAUCCUCCCGGACCUGUUCCCUUUUCUAGAGAAAGGUGACAUCGCCCCUUCAUUUCAGCCUGACUCCUGUAUUAAACCCCUAAAGAAGCUCCGGCUGAGGCGAAAGAGACACUCAAGGCACACAGAGUCCUUGGGUAGGCACACUCCCGCCACCCUACAUAAAUGUCGUUUUACUUAAACUAUAGACUGAACUGGUAUCUUCCACAUCAUCAGGCUUAAAUAGACUUCACGUUUCAGAGUAUCUGGAAGGCAGGACCUGGGCUGCCCGGCUCCUGACAGUCCGGGCGGAACCUUGAUGCUCGCCCCACUGCAGGCCGCGGAGGGAAGCCGAAGCCCUGCGCCACUGUCUUACUAAAGGAGUGUAAGCCCCGCGGUUCGUUCUUCCCCACGCCGGGCUGGCUGCGGGCGGGGCGGGGCGGGGCAUGGCCACCGCGGAGCUCCAGGGACACGCGGUGCAGAUGUCCACCCAGCCUGGCGCGGCCCCCGAUGGCACGGCAGAAGCUGCGGGACUGCCUUCCGGGCGGGGCGGCGGCGCGGCCCUUGGUCUCGGGGAACGCCCGCCCGCUGCUGUGGAGAAGCGGGGACCAUACAUGGUGACCCGCGCACCUUCUAUUCAGGCUAAGCUUCAGAAGCAUCGGGACCUGGCCAAAGCCGUUCUACGGAGAAAGGGCAUGCUGGGGGCCUUGCCGAACCGCCCCGAUUCUUCAGGGAAAAGGUCAGUGAAGUUUAACAAGGGCUAUACUGCUCUUAGCCAGAGUCCAGAUGAAAACCUGGUGUCCCUUGACUCUGACAGUGAUGGGGAGCUGGAAUCCAGAUACUCCUCCGGGUAUUCCUCUGCAGAGCAGGUGAACCAGGAUGUGAGUCGGCAGCUGCUGCAAGAUGGCUAUCACCUAGAUGAGAUUCCAGAUGAUGAGGACCUGGACCUCAUCCCCCCUAAGCCUGUUGCCUCUUCCGCAUGCUCUUGCUGCUGGUGCUGUCUUGGGGAUUCUUCCUGUACCGUCCAGUAGCCAUGACCCUCCAGGAUGGGCCCUGCUCAUUGUGAGCCCUGAUGGCUCUUCACAGCUCAGCGCACUGGGCACUCUUGCCAGCCUAGAAUCACUGGAACACUGACCUUCUGGGCAGGCCACUGACCUCCAGGCAGCUGUCACCUGGUGCUUCUCCUAUCAGAAGCCCCUGUCUGGGUCACAGGCCAUAGGUCAAAGUCUGCACUUCUCUGUUGGGGCAGUUUCAAGAAGCCAAUCUAAUAAGGGUAGGAGAAGAGACUUUCUGCGGUUCUUAUGCUACUGACAAAGAUUGCUAAGAAAACCAUUUGCAGACAUUCUGACUGGUGUUUGUUGGGGUGUUCUGGGGAAAGGGAAAGAAAGAGCUCCUCUGCCCAGGCUGUGCUGGAUGGUGUGAUGGGAGGCAGAAAGCAGCACUUUACACCUGAAAGACUGUAACUGAGACCAAUUCAAAAAAUUCUGUGUUUUUCUUGCUCCAGCUCUAAGGUCAGUUAACAGGUUUGACCUUCAAGAAAGCACAAAGUGGGUUGCUACUUCAGGUUACAUAUGUCUAGUUAUGGCAAGGAAUAGAACUUGAUGAUGAUGUAGGAUUGUGGCUUUCUGAACCUCUAGACUUGGGGCAUUCACUCUACUAGUCCUGCUGUCUGGAUGGGUCUAGUAACUGGUCAGCCCUUCCCUAGUUAAAAGGAAACUGUUCUGUCAUGUAUAUGUUCAUUUUUCUGCAUUUCCUUGGCCUUUGCUAGUUUUUCCACCUGUUUGGUUUUUUGUUUUGUUUGAGCUAAUAGUUGGAUUGGCUCCUGAGGCUGGCACCAGAAACCUGCAGUUUUUGUGAUUACCAGCAGAGGGAGCUGCUGGGCAGUCAGUGCCUUCCUGUUUAGCUUUUAAAACAUUGAGUGAAUAGAUGUCCUGGUGUAGCUGUGUGGCUUUGGCCUACAUGGGAAUGUUCAGCCAGGAUGGGGAAGAGACCUAAGCCAGCUUCUGGACCCCACUUGAGAUAGAUCAAUUCACAGUGCAAGGGGAUUUCCCUCUUCUAACAAGAUUAUUCCUAUGGCACAUUCCUCUGCCCCAGCACAGGGCUCACAGGCUGGUUGUCUAGGUCUAGUAGACCAAUUGCCUACCAUGUGCAAUGCUCUGGGUUCGAGUCCCACACUGGGAGACUUUGUUCCCACACUUGAACAAAGCAAAGCCUUUCUCAACCCCAAGCCUGAACACAGCAAACACAGGGAUAAUUUCUCUUGCAAUACUAAGCCUCUUUCUGGAAUUUAGUUUUCCAGGACCCUCUCUCCCACCUUUUCUUUAUCUUACCCAGGUGUGUGGUGAGACUUGGAGUGGACAGGGUUCCCAGCAUAAAAGGCACAACAGAAGUAGGGGUUGGGCACCACUUGUGACUGUCACGUGCAGUGACUCCUAGAGGCUUAGGAAUGAUGUGCCCCCUAUGGUCAUGCUUGGUUCUUGGGACUGAGUUAUAGAUGCUAACUGUGCUCUGCAGUGGGACUCUGCAGCUGUGCAGGUCUCUCACAUUCUCAGCACCUGUGUAAAGCCUGCAGGGAAGGAGCACAGACCACAGCUAGGCCUUCUAGAAUUCUGCAGAGGCGAAGCCCAUGUGGAAAGGGAUGUAUGUAGUACAGUGUUGAGGAAGACUUGAUGGUGUGGCUCGUGAGGGCCAGAGUGGUUGUGGAACUUCAACGUGGAGCCCUAUUUCUGCUGGGCUUUGGUUAAAACAGAGUAGUUUGUGCGUUCGGCAGCUGGGGGCAAGGGUGCAGUAACCCCCAAACCACAUCCUCUGGGGGGGGGGGUUGUUGCUGUAAUCAACAGAGGUACUUAGCUGGAACAGUCCCUGGAAGAGCUGUGUGGCCUUCUGUGGGAAAGCAUUGCUUUGGAGAAAGCUCAGGGAUGUAGAGCAGGUGAUAAUGUCCAGUUAGGAGGUACCGGUAGAAAUGGGCAGUUGUUAGGGGCUAGAAGAAAAUAACACCAAUAAAGGCACAAUGGUGCCCAGAUUCUAACUGCCUCAAUUCAAUGCUGGGUGUUCUGCAGGAGGCAGUCCCUGGGAAGGAGUACAUCUGAGCUUCCUCAAGAGUGGUUCCACUGGAUGUUUACAGACCACUGUUCUACAGACCUCUUGGCUUGUACUUCCACGGUCUCUUAUAAUAAAUGCAAUCAUGGUAGUUGAUCUGUA